GGACGUUCGUCGUCGAUGUCUAUCUGGCCGUCGACCCGCGGAUAGUAACACAGACCUGUAUCAUCUAUUCCUAACUCCAAGCAGAGUGAUCAUAAUUGGAAUCACGCUCAAGCAGGGCAAGACAAGGCGUGACUCUCAGGACGGUCGAACAUGUCUAGGAAACCAUCCGAUCCCUCUACGAAGCUCAAGAUCUCCAAUCCACAACCGUAUCAGCCUCCCAAUGCUUUUGCAAAUCGAAACUUGAGCGACUACCGUCCUGCUCCGGUUCCGGGUUCAGGGUCACCAGCUACCGGAAGAGCGAGUCCUGCUCCAGGACCUGCACCUGCUCGACCAGCUAGAUCCGUUCGAAGAGCCCCAGAUCCGCCGGCGCAAGCUCCAGGAUCUUUUCCCUCGAUUCUUCCCGUAACGUCAUUACCGACCUCUGAGUCCUCCAAGAGCACACCCCAGCCUACACUCCUACAGAUCCCUCCCGCAAACAACGACUAUGACCUGCCGGUAUCACCGAUAUCACCUAUGGACGGGCCUCAAAGAAUUCAGCCAAGUUCAACUACGACUUGGGAGUCGGAGCGUAACCAGCGCUCUCACUUGUUACAGGCCCAACAGCAAAACGUAGAGCGGGAAAACAAGCUUCAAAAUGCGGUGAAAGCCUUCUCGGCUGGAAGCAAGGGCAAAGCUCCAGAACGGUCGGCGUUGCGGAAGCCUUCAGGGGCAAAUGGCUCGAGGUUGCAUGAUGAGCUGAUGAUCGGGCAUGGGGGACGGGAUUUUGAUGAUGUCGAUUCCGUGUUGAGGAAGAUACAGAGAGAAUGGCCUUUCGUGCUGGAACCAGACUUUGCGUCGACCAGCUUGGCUCUGUCUCUUUUGCCUCCUACAAAAGACGAACCAAGAGGUUCCACACCAUACGGCUCUCAGAAUCUCGAAUCCUUCAUGGAAAUCCAGUCGUUACUCUCAGACUCGCUCUCGAAAGCUGUACAGAAUCACUACCAGGUCUAUGCGGCCUCUUUGCCUCAGCAUGCCAACCUUGUGACCGCGCUCAAUCGAGCUCAAGGUGUAGUGAAGGACACGAAAAAGAAGCUCAUUGAAGGCAGAGAACUGCUCAGCGGAAGAACGGAAGCGACCGUCUCGGGAGCAGCGUCAGGCAAGCGGUCAGAGAUGGUAGCGCUCUGGCACAAAGAAAGGGCUCUUCGAGAAAUGUUGAAGACGCUGGAUACCAUUGAGAACCUUAAAGCCGUUCCAGAUCGCCUCGAGACCUUGAUCGCCGACAAGAAGUUCAUCGCCGCGGCCUUGAUACUGACGCGAGCUAUCAGGACGAUCAACAAGGACGAGAUGAUGGAGAUUGGAGCUCUCGCAGACCUCCGCACAUAUCUGAUCGGCCAGCAGAAUGUCUUGGUUGAUAUCCUGCUAGAUGAGUUGAGCAACCAUCUGUACCUCAAAAUUCACUACUGCGAUGGGCGAUGGGUGCCGUAUCAACCGGGACAGACGCACCUGCCGAUACCAAAAGACCAGGUCAAGGAUAUGGACGACAUUGAAACCGCACGUCGUGGAAGCGCCGGAAGCAUAGACAAGAGCAAUCCCCGGCUUUCGCGUUUCCUGCAAAAUCUCUCCCACAAGCCGAAUCGUGAUCCUAUCCUCAACUUGUCCGACGAUGAAUUGAUGAGCAUGCCAGCAAUCCCGCCUAGGGCAAACAGGCGUGAUCUUUCGGUCUAUGGGGGAGAUACAACAAGUAUAGCGGCAGCGGAUCGUGCGCUCCAGGAGGAAAGGGAGAGUACAGUGUCGGGAAACCCUGAGCUGGACUCUUAUGCAUACAUGGCAAUGUGUCUGGAAGCCCUGGCGAUAUUAGACAGAUUAGGCCCUGCCCUGGAAGCGAUCAGUCAACGGAUAGCCAACGAACUCUUCAAGCUGGUAGAGUCCACCAUCGAGGAAGCGUCUGACAGAGCCGAAUUACGAAAGGCAGAGGCCAGCGCGGAAGCAGCACCUCAGAACAAUGUGGAGGAGGGUGAUGUACUCAUCAACGGCGAACUCAACAAGCUGAAGCGUGCCAGUAUGACGGCAACGGCAGCGAACGCAUACUCGCGGCAUCAGCGUUUACGCAUGGAUAGCUUAGAGCGAGGUGGAUCAGAGCCGCAAUCUUUCACUCUUCUCGACCUGUUCUGGACCGUCUAUUCCAAGUUCCGAGCGGUGCUAGAAGGUCAGCGAGUAGUGAGCGAGGUUGUAAGCCGAAUAGCGAUGACGAGUUCAUAUAGCUCGAAGAGGCAAGCAUUCACUGCUAUUCCGACGGAAGACUUUGUGAAGCCGAUGCAGAAAGAGGUUCGAGCGCUCCUACGGGAUUACCUUACCGACACGAAUCGGAAUGCGACAUCCAGCCGCAAGCCCGUUUCGAGCAUCAACGAUAUGAUGCGGAAUGGGAAAGCUGCACGGGACAAGCAAAGAGCCGUCUUUCGCUUUGGCGAUACCGAUACCAAGACGAUCAACAAGGACCUGGACAAAUUCGAGCAGAGCCUUACCCAGGCUAUGCAGAUCCACGUUCCCGGUCUGGUGACUAUGACAGAUAACGGGAUACAAGCGCGUCUUGCUGUAACACAGCUGAACGAGGACGGCACCAGCCUCGCCAAGACUCACAAACUGCUGGUAUCGCCCGACCCAUUUAACGUCUCAAUCUUGUUUCAGCCUUAUCUGGCGUUCGUGACCUCUGCAAGAGAGACCAUAAAUAUGAGCUCUCUCGACGAGGAGCACGGCGAAAUCGGUCAUUUCAUGGACGAUUUCAUCCAAAAGGUUUAUCUGCCCCAGCUGGAAGAAAAGGUUACGAAUCUCUUCCAACAGGCUGCAAACGGACCCACUGCUUUCUUACGUGAUGUCAAUUGGUCUCGAUGGAGCCCGUUUCCGAUCGUUAACGCUGGAACCCAAACGAUGGCGCUGGUCAAUAGUCUAUGUUACAUGUUGGAAACGACUCCAUUCCAGAGGGAAAAUUAUAGCCGUUUGAUCCUGGGGAUCAUCGUCCAAUUUUACCAGAAGUCCAAUUCACAUUACAAGGAUAUCGUGGCAUCCGACUCGUAUACCGACGGACGGUUACCACUAGCUGCCAGCUGGAGUCAACGCGAGGAUAUUCUCGCCAACUUGGGUGAACUACAGCAUAGUCCUGCUGCGGAUGUCCGAGCUCGAGAGAAUCUGAGUCGAGAAGAAAACAAAUUGGAGCUGCCCAUGCUACCUAGGGAUCACAAAGGCCUCGAGGUGAAAGACAUCAUCGGGACAAAGGAAAAGUUUGCAGCUCUGGCCGAUCUCUACUAUACCACCCGCUGGAUCGUUGCUCGCCUCAGAGAGCUAAAGAGAGUCGGGGAAGACCUGGUCUCACCAGGAGGCGCAGAGCAGGGCGCGGCGCUUGAUGUGCCGCCUCCUACAUCUCCCACCGAUAAGCCAGCUUUGGAUCUGACAAUGGCUAUGUCUCAACGCUUCGACGCUAUCUUAUCGACCUAUGAGCAAUUUGGAGACAUGGUGCUCUAUACGCUCCGGAUCGAAUUGCGAUGCCGAUUGAUGUUUUAUAUACAAUCGUCGAUGAGCAAAACAAAUUAUCGAGCGGAGAACACGGAUGACGAGCCCGAUCCACAUGUCCAGGACCUGACCAACGAUCUAUCACAAUGCGAGAGUAUCGUGCAGGUCUCGAUACCACCUGGGGAUCGAGACUUCCUUUUCGUCGGUCUCGAUUCGCUGGCCGACACGGUUCUGGUCUCUAGCGGGCGUUUCGUGCGAAGUAUUUCCGACUCAGGGCUGAGGAAGAUCGAACGGAAUAUCGCGGCGAUCCAGCAAGCGCUGCGAAACAUGUUGUCGGGCGGUUCCAGAAUUGUGCUGUCGAAUUGUCGGCGGUAUUGGCAGCUUUAUAGUAUCGGUCCACAGGCACUCAUCAAUUUGAUACAGGAACGGGGCCCGGAAUACACUUUUGACGAAUACAACCAUAUGCUCACCCUACAGUGCAAGAUCGACGUUCGAGCGGAAACGAGAGCGAACAAUCGACUCAGCUUGCUGCCAGGUCAACAACAAAAUGGCAUGACGUCGGGUCAAAAGACGUUCGACAGUGACCGGACCGCUUAUAAUGACGCUCUCAUCGAACUGCAUUCGUUCUUUAUGUAGCCAAUUCUUGUCAAAAACGUGCUUGUAACGAGGAAAGACCUUUCAUUCGAGGUGUAGACGAUACAUAAUCUUUGAACCUGCC
This is a messenger RNA of Filobasidium floriforme, 4201 nucleotides long. RefSeq names its product Sec8 exocyst complex component-specific domain-containing protein. The transcript is spliced from 20 exons. The record is from RefSeq and is a predicted model, not a curated record. Gene Ontology annotation, biological process: Golgi to plasma membrane transport; exocytosis. NCBI's taxonomy places the organism in Eukaryota, Fungi, Basidiomycota, Tremellomycetes, Filobasidiales, Filobasidiaceae. Bases 151 to 4119 code for a protein of 1322 amino acids. Gene Ontology annotation, cellular component: exocyst.